Molecule: messenger RNA, 2339 nt
Organism: Zootoca vivipara (common lizard)
Lineage: Eukaryota; Metazoa; Chordata; Lepidosauria; Squamata; Lacertidae
Gene: REM1
Product: RRAD and GEM like GTPase 1
Biological process (GO): negative regulation of high voltage-gated calcium channel activity
Cellular component (GO): plasma membrane
Molecular function (GO): GTPase activity; calcium channel regulator activity; GTP binding
Source: RefSeq, a predicted model, not a curated record
UCUGCAAUGAAGCUGAACGGGAUGGACGGGGCGCACGGGUGGUGCGCCUUUACGCGCGUGGGGACCCCUUGAGAGCGCCCUGCCGACGGAGCCGCCAGCAGCAGGCGGAGAAGAUGACUCUGAACACCCAGCGAGGAGGCAGCACCACCCCUGCUAGGAGGCGUGCCAGCACCCCGUUGCCCAUGCCCUAUGGGUCUCCCCCAGGGAUGCUGAGCGUCCGUCGCAGCCAUGCUGAACCCAGCCACCCGCAGCUGGGCCAAUCGUCCUCCUGUGACCCCAAAGUCCACUUGCCUGAGCCACCUGGCAGCUGGUCACCCGAGUCCUCCGACUCUGAGGAAUCCUGGGAAUCCUUGUACCGCGUGGUGCUGUUGGGAGACCCUGGCGUGGGCAAGACCAGCCUGAUGUACCUCUUUGCUGGGGUUCAAGACAAGGAUCUGCCUGAGCAGCAGAGAGAGGAUACCUACGAGCGCACCUUAUCGGUGGACGGCGAGGAGACAACGCUGAUGGUGAUUGACACCUGGGAAGCUGAGAAGCGGGCCCCGGAAGAAGACAACUGGUUCCACAACUACUGCAUGCAGGUGGGCAACGCCUACGUCAUCGUCUACUCCAUCACCGACCGGGGGAGCUUUGAGAGCGCCUCCGAGCUCCGGAUUCAGCUGCGCAGGACCCGCCAGGCAGAGAACAUCCCCAUCAUCCUGGUGGGGAACAAGACAGACCUGGUGCGCUCCCGAGAGGUUUCUGUGGAAGAGGGCCGUGCCUGCGCCGUGGUCUUCGACUGCAAGUUCAUUGAGACAUCCGCUGCCCUGCAGCACAACGUGUCCGAGCUCUUCGAGGGGGUGGUGCGGCAGAUCCGCCUACGCCGCGACAGCAAGGAGGCCAACGAGAAGCGCAUGUCUCUCUACAAGCGCAAGGAGAGCCUCACCAAGAAGGUGCGCCGCUUCCUCGACCGGCUGGUGGCUCGCAACAACAAGAAGGUGGCGCUGAAAGUCCGUUCCAAGUCCUGCCAUGACCUCUCUGUGCUCUGAGCGAACCGGACGCCACUGCCCUCCUUUCCCUUCUCCUGCUCUUGCCUCCGGGUUUUUCAGGGGUUUUCCUGGGCUUCCUUCCCACAUGUCCGUAGGCGUUUGCAAACUCUCUUCUUUGCUAGGGUCUCUUAGGACACGGCCUUCCGAUAGAGAGAAGCCAAAAACUGUGGGGGAACCGAAAUGAGAUAUGCAGGGUCCUCCCAGAACCAUUUUGGGGGACGGAGGAAGGUCUUGGAGCAACACCUGUGACCGCAUCGGAAGGCUGCGCAUUGAACUGGGACCAUAGUGCGGAUUCUGGGGGAGAUCAUAGAAUCAUAGAAUCAUAGAGUUGGAAGAGACCACAAGGGCCAUCCAGUCCAACCCCCUGCCAAGCAGGAAACACCAUCAAAGCAUUCUUGACAUAUGCCCGUCAAGCCUCUGCUUAAAGACCUCCAAAGAAGGAGGCUCCACCACACUUCUUGGCAGCAAAUUCCACUGCCGAACAGCUCUUACUGUCAGGAAGUUCUUCCUAAUGUUUAGGUGGAAUCUUCUUUCUUGUAGUUUGAAUCCAUUGCUCCGUGUCCGCUUCUCUGGAGCAGCAGAAAACAACCUUUCUCCCUCCUCUAUAUGACAUCCUUUUAAUAUAUUUGAUGGCAGGCUCUUGCCCAUAGUUUUGCUUUGGAGGCAGCCCAGAACAGGCCGUUAUCCUGCUCGAUCCUUUUGCCUGCCAUGUUUCUGAAAUAGGACUAUGAUGCCAGGAUAGGGUUCCCUCUUGUACAGACAUGCAGCAUGCCUUUCUUUUGACAGCAUUUGGCUGGGCCAGAUCAAGCAUCCUUAGUGGCGCCGUAUGAAAUGGGGAAAUGGUUCAAGCGACUCUCUGCAUCAUUUGGUGCUUUUCGAUUUAGAGGUGAGAAGGGGACGACAAAGGACGAGAUGGUUGGACAGUGUUCUCGAAGCUACCAACAUGAGUUUGACCAAACUGCAGGAGACAGUGGAAGACAGGAGUGCCUGGCGUGCUAUGGUCCAUGGGGUCACGAAGAGUCGGACACGACUAAACGACUAAACAACAACAACAACAAGGGGAGACCAUGCUGGAGGUGUAGACAAUUAUGCAUGGUGGGGAGGUGGGGGAGAGAGAGAAAUCUUAUUCUUUUUUCAUUACAGUAGAGCUUGGUUUGCAUCCAACGAAGCUGAAGGAUGGAAGACAAAAUAAAUAAUUUUGCAAUAGUUUUAUUGUUUGUACCCUGCCCGUCCGACUGGGUUGCCCCAGCCACUCAGGGCAGCUUCCGAUAUUUGGAAAAACAUGAUAAAACGUUAUUAAAUAAAAAACAUAAU